AUGCCGUCCCCCCUGGGGUACGACCUGAAGCCCAAGACGGGCAGCUACACGCUCGGGCUGCCGCGAGGUGACCAGAGCCUGUCUAAUGCGCUGAAAGGCUACUGGGACCACCGAUUUUCCGACAAAAAGUACACGGAUCUCGUGGUCAAGUGCAGAGGGCGGGAGUACCAUGUCCACAAAGUCGUCGUCUGCGGACAGUGCGAGUUCUUCGACAAUGCCUGCAAGCCCGACUCCCCCUUCGUGCUAAAACUAUUGUGCGAGCAGGAGGCACGAACGGGCGUCAUCGACCUCAGCGAGGAUCCCCCUGAGUUGGUAGAAGUUCUGCUCGCGUACUUCUACAUCCAGGACAUCCCGCUGCACGAGAACGUGCGGCUGAAGGAGGGCCGCAAGACGCGCUUCUUCGCCUCCGUGUACGCCAUCGCCGAGAAGUACCGCGUCGCAGGCCUGAAGCUGCGGGCGUGGGCGGCGUUCCUCGACUUUGUGAACGCGGGCGAGUGGCAGUCGGCGCAUUUUGUCAAGACGAUCGCGCUGGUGUGGGAGUCGACGCCCGACAGCGACAAGCCGCUGCGUCACGCGACGCUGAGCGCCGUCAAACCGGCUCUAGCCUGGUUCGCGGCGACGUUUCCGCACUUCGAGGACGACAUGGACGCGCUCGAGACGUUCUGGGACGAGCUCAGGCGGUAUGGAGAGCGGUUCCCCGACCUCGACCGCCGCUGCUGCCCGUCGUGCAUCUCGCAGGUCGCGCUGGAGAUCCGUGACGCGGGGUCGAACAAGUGUCCGGCGUGCGGUCUGGAACAUUCGGCUGCUCAGUGGAGGGAAUUGGCGCUGAUGGACGUGCCCGCCGAGAUGGGGUCCGUCUGGCGGCGGAGAGUGGUGCAGCAGCAGGACGCCGCAGCAGCAUCGGCGGCGGCGACGGCGGCGGUGCUGUGA
Lasiodiplodia theobromae is the source of this 930-nucleotide messenger RNA. RefSeq names its product BTB/POZ domain containing protein. Gene Ontology annotation, molecular function: protein binding. The record is from RefSeq and is a predicted model, not a curated record. Bases 1 to 930 code for a protein of 309 amino acids. The transcript is spliced from 3 exons. NCBI's taxonomy places the organism in Eukaryota, Fungi, Ascomycota, Dothideomycetes, Botryosphaeriales, Botryosphaeriaceae.